This is a messenger RNA of Apodemus sylvaticus (European woodmouse), 1756 nucleotides long. Its product is annotated as T-cell-specific guanine nucleotide triphosphate-binding protein 2-like. Lineage: Eukaryota; Metazoa; Chordata; Mammalia; Rodentia; Muridae. Gene Ontology annotation, molecular function: GTP binding; GTPase activity. The transcript is spliced from 2 exons. The record is from RefSeq and is a predicted model, not a curated record. The coding region runs from base 260 to 1504 and encodes 414 amino acids. Gene Ontology annotation, biological process: defense response; cellular response to interferon-beta. Gene Ontology annotation, cellular component: endoplasmic reticulum membrane.
UUAGAUCCUGGUCAAAGUUUUAGAGAGCAAGGGCUGUGCUUGGUGGACCAGCAAGGACAAAGAAACUGAGGGAGAGCAGACUGUCCAUCCCACGACCUCCUCCUUGCUUUGUGCAGUUUUUCCUGGGACACCAGAACUCCACAUCCUGAAUCUGAAUUCCAGCUUUAGAUAAAGACCUUUUCUGAGAGGCGAGCAUUCACAGAAGUGUUAUUGCCACCAGAUCAAGGUCACCACUGCUGAGCUUCUGCCAUAUAGAACCAUGGCUUGGGCUUCCGGCUUUGAUGCAUUCUUUAAUAAUUUUAAGAGGGAAAGCAAAAUCAUCGAUGAGGAAGCCAUCGCCCUGAUUAAGGCUUACAUAGAGAAAAAUCAGCUUCAGGAAGCUGUUUCUGUAAUCGAAAAUGCACUGAGAGGCAUUGAGAGCGCUCCUCUGAACAUAGCUGUGACAGGGGAAACAGGCACAGGGAAGUCCACUUUCAUCAAUGCCCUGAGGGGGGUGGGGCAGGAAGAAGACAGUGCAGCCCCCACUGGGGUGGUAGAGACAACCAUGGAGAGAACUCCAUACCCACACACAAAGCUUCCAAACGUGACAAUAUGGGACCUGCCUGGCAUUGGGUCCACCACCUUCACACCACAAAACUACCUAACAGAAAUGAAGUUUGGUGAGUACGACUUCUUCAUUAUCAUUUCGGCUACACGUUUCAAAGAAAAUGAUGCACAACUGGCCAAAGCCAUUGCAGAGAUGGAGAUGAAUUUCUACUUUGUCAGAACCAAGAUAGACAAUGACUUAGGUAAUGAACAGAAGAGUAAGCCUAAGACUUUCAAUAAGGGGAAGGUCCUCGAAAAAAUUCGAAAUGAUUGUUCAGAGCAUCUUCAGAAGGUUCUCUUCAGUCAGCCUCCAGUCUUCUUAGUCUCUAACUUUGACAUGUCAGACUAUGACUUCCCAGAGCUGGAAACCAAACUCCUACAGGAUCUCCCAGCCCACAAGCGCCACAUCUUCUCACUAUGUUUGCAAAGUCUUACUGAGGCCACCAUUAACUACAAGAGAGAUUCCCUGAAGCAAAAAGUCUUCCUAGAGGCCAUAAAGGCUGGAGCAAUAGCCACCAUUCCACUUGGUGGCAUGAUCAGUGAGGACAUAGAGGAUCUGGAAGAGACAUUCCAUCUCUACAGGUCUUACUUUGGGCUGGAUGAUGCCUCACUGGAAAACAUUGCCAAGGAUUAUAACAUGUCUGUGAAUCACUUCAAGGUACACCUUCGAUUUCCUCAUUUGUUUGCAGAAAGCAAUGAUGAGUCCUUAGAAGAAAAACUAUCUAAAUAUAUCAAACAAAUUUCUUCAGUUACCGGUGGACCAGUCGCUACAGUCGUUUACUAUCAGAGGGCUUAUUAUUUGCAGAAUCUCUUUCUUGAUACUGCAGCCAAUGAUGCCAUCGCUCUUCUGAAUAAUAAAGAACUUUUUGAGAAUAAGGUGGGACAAUAUAUAUCUAAGCCCCUUGUCUACUGGGAAUAAUGGGAAAAAAUGAGCCACAAGUUUCAAUCAGUGUUUACUCUUAGCUUUACCUACUGACUCAUAGCCUACUCCUGAGGUGAAAAACGUCUCAGUGGAGGGCCAGUGGAUUCCUCCUUUUCCUUUUCUUAAGCCAGAAGCUCACCAUGGCAAGUGCUUAAUCACGCUGUACUAUUAGAAAACAAAGAGUCUUCAAUAUUGUGCAAAUACUUAGCAAAGUUCACUUCCAUUAAAAUCAUAUGUUUAAAAAAAAAA